AUUUGGUAUUCUAAAUUCUGAAGUUCUGAAUCUGAUUCUGACGGUGACGGAUAUUCGGAAACACUUAGGAACCACCUUGCAUUAAUUUGUCUGUGUCUGUGUACUUGUAUUGUGUACUGUUGUCGAAAAGUAUUACCAUUGCGCUACGAUUACGAGUUUACGAAUACUUGACGAAACGAGUUCAAUUGGUAUCGGUCACAAAUACCAGUUAAGUGGGUUAUCCAGAUUUAGUUCGCAGUAAUAACAUAAUAAUAGUAUUGUGUGUUAUUGUCGACAAAAAGCAAUGAUUGUGGUGUUAAUGUUUUAACAAAUAUGUUCUAAAUAAUAAUUUCUAUACUACAUCUUGUGUAAACGGCUACAACGUUCAAUAUAAUACAGUAGAACAACUACAGAACUAACCAUGGAAGACGACAGUGAUGAUAAAGAUGAUUCAAAAAGAUGCAAUUUGUAUAACAGGAGAACCCGCAACUUGAGCGAGAAGAAACGUCGAGAUACCUUCAAUAUGCUUGUAAAUGAGUUAUCCUCAAUGGUUACCACUAGUAAUAGGAAAAUGGACAAAUCUACAGUACUAAAGUCAACCAUAUCUUUUCUAAAGAACCAUAAUGAAGUGACUGUUAGGUCUAGGGUUCACGAUGUCCAAGAAGAUUGGAAACCCGCUUUUCUUUCCAAUGAAGAAUUUACAUACUUAGUGCUUGAGGCCUUGGAAGGUUUUGUCAUGGUUUUCUCAGCAACCGGGCAAAUCUAUUAUGUUUCCGAAAGCAUAGCUUCCUUGUUGGGACAUAAUCCGGCCGACUUGAUAAAUAAAAGCAUUUUUGAUUUGGCAUAUGAAGAUGAUCGACCAAAUUUAUACAGUCUUCUUCAGAAUCCAGGCGCUGCCAUUGAUCCUACUCAACCUUUUGUGAGAGAGAACGAGAUCAGAUUCCAAUGUCACUUACGUCGUAGUACAUUGGAUUUUAGAGAUGAUGCAAGCUACGAACUUAUUGAAUUCAAUGGACAUUUCCGUACUAAUAUGGAGCAUAACGAAGCUGACGAAAUGUCUGGAUAUCAACAAGAACACGAGUCAAGAUUGCUGUUUGUGUGUACCGGCCGGCUGUACACUCCGCAAUUAAUUCGUGACGUUUCUCUUGUUGAUACAAAUCGUAAUGAGUUUACCUCACGGCAUAGUUUAGAGUGGAAGUUUCUCUUUUUGGACCAUCGCGCUCCGCCUAUUAUCGGAUACUUACCGUUUGAAGUGUUGGGCACCUCCGGCUACGACUACUACCAUUUUGACGAUCUUGAAAAGGUCGUAACUUGCCACGAAGCAUUGAUGCAAAAGGGCGAGCUGACAUCGUGCUACUAUCGGUUCCUGACCAAGGGCCAGCAGUGGAUCUGGUUACAGACUCGUUUCUACAUAACAUACCACCAGUGGAACUCGAAACCAGAGUUCGUCGUUUGCACACAUCGGGUGGUCAGUUACGCCGACGUUGUGAAGAGCACAAAACAAGAACAAACAGAAAUGGAAGGCGCAAGUGAGAUGGAUGCCAACCAAUGUGGCAAAGAGGCGGCGCACGAGACUGGAAUGGUGCCCUUAUCAUCUCCUACUUACAUGUCAGAUGCUGGAGAUACUUACGGUAGCUCCUAUCAAACUAUUUCACAGCCAGAUUCUGUGAAGUCGGCGUCGGGUAGUACUAGCGGUACAGUGACGACCGUUUGCACUGCGGGUACAACCGCGUCAUGGCCGCACGGUAACCCUAGGUACAUGGGUUCCGACAACGGAUCACUGUCCGGGGAAUCACGAUCCUCGCAUCGGAAUACUAGAGAGCCGAAGCCCUUGGCACAGAAGCAAAACGAUUACGGGCCUUGUCAUGGUAACAUGAUGAUGUUCUCGCAGACGCACAAGGUUUUGGAGCCCACGCUGGUACCGCAGUACGGUAUAGGCGCGCAGUAUUUGGAGCCUGCGCCCUACGUAGGCGCAGUAGGAGUCCCCGGAGUACUGCCCGUGUCAUUGCCACCCCUACCAGUUAUCGUGUCACCUGACCAAACGCAAAUGCAGACACAAAGUGCUCCACAAAUGUGGAAUUACUGGGAUUAUAACUAAAAUAACAAAACCACUUACACCCAUUGAAUCUGAUUCUAUUUGGCACGGUCAGGACACAUGUAUCUCGCUUCCUCAACAGCUAUACUACACAUGCAUGCUGUGUGUAACCGUAGAUUUUUACUGCGAAAACAUUAUACAUUUAAAAUAAGUGAUUAGGAAUAACAUCUUAUAUCGGCGUAUUGACAGUCGAAAACUACGGUUGUUUUUACUUAAGAAAACUUUUUUUUCGACCUUACUCUUCCAUGUACUAUCUGGGAAUCUGGCGGUAUUCCACCUUAAAAGCGAUAGUCGUUUAGCGACGUCGUGGAAACAAUAACCAAUAGAAGGCAGCUUUUAAAUGGAUCUUUAAGACUUCUUUUAAUUACUUUUUACUGCUAUGACAUCGUUUGAGCAACUUACUGGUACACAAUUGGUUAUUUUUUAAAAAGGGGCUGAGUUUAUCUCUUUUCGAGUAAUAAGGCAAUUUUUCUAUAAGUGGAACACCGCAAAGGGUCCUGACAGUACUAUAUUUAAUAUAUUGACCUCGAUGUGCCUUUAUUUUAUUGAUUUCAUGUACUUUUAAAUCGUAAAGCAUCGAUGUUGCCUAUAUGUUAUUUUAAAGAAUAAACAGUGGCUUUUAAUUAUUUUAUGGAUUGAUGUGUAUAAAACUAUUUACUGCUAUAAAUAAUUUUGUUUACUGGCUUAAAAUAAUGCUUCCUGAAAGUUUAAUAACAGUGUAUUUUAACCCAGAAAUACUUUGUAAUAAAGACCAAUAAUACCGAAUAGAAAAACCAUAUUGUUCCUUCAUAUUCGGGAUUUGUCACAAUAGUUAAGUUUAAUUAUUGUCACGAGGACUACAUAUUUAACCGACUUCAAAAAAGAGGAGCUUUUCAAUUUAUCUGUUU
Molecule: messenger RNA, 2961 nt
Organism: Papilio xuthus (Asian swallowtail)
Lineage: Eukaryota; Metazoa; Arthropoda; Insecta; Lepidoptera; Papilionidae
Gene: Clk
Product: circadian locomoter output cycles kaput protein Clock
Exons: 13
Coding region: 401-2077 (558 amino acids)
Biological process (GO): circadian regulation of gene expression; regulation of transcription by RNA polymerase II
Cellular component (GO): cytoplasm; CLOCK-BMAL transcription complex; nucleus
Molecular function (GO): DNA-binding transcription factor activity, RNA polymerase II-specific; protein dimerization activity; RNA polymerase II cis-regulatory region sequence-specific DNA binding
Source: RefSeq, a predicted model, not a curated record